Messenger RNA from Botrytis porri, 4101 nucleotides. RefSeq lists its product as uncharacterized. The record is from RefSeq and is a predicted model, not a curated record. The coding region runs from base 1 to 4101 and encodes 1366 amino acids. The transcript has 2 exons. NCBI's taxonomy places the organism in Eukaryota, Fungi, Ascomycota, Leotiomycetes, Helotiales, Sclerotiniaceae.
AUGACUUCCUGGGCAGAUCAGAAUGAUUUACUUCGUUUUGGGAAGAAAAUUCUCGAUACAACAGGUACACCAACACCAACCGAGAAAUCUCUCAUUUCCUCCCUCGCUAGUGCCACGGGCGUAGGUUAUAAUGUUGCUCGCGAUGCCUACGUCAAAUCUGUUCUUGAUCCUUUGUUACAAGACAAAGUUCACAAAUCGAUGAAAUGGAUCAUCAAUUCCAACUUCGUACCGGAAUUUGUUGAUCCGAAAGAGAAUGGCAUAGGCUUGGAUGAUAAUAGUUUUGAAGGAGAAAUCAUCGACCCAACGAUAUUUAAUGUGGAUGGAGUGCCAAGCCCUAAGAGGAUGUUCAAUCUUGUUACGGGAAAUAUGGAAGAUUGGCCAAAUGGACAGUAUGUAAUAUUGAGUCAUAGUUGGAAAGGUCAAGAAAUUACUUUCCCAUUUCUUCAAAAGAUCAAGGAAAAUGCAAGAAAAAGAGAAGUUUAUGAGAUGACGCGUGAUUCUCAUGACGAAGAUGAGGAUGCAAAAAGAUUCGCCAGUUUCCAAGUUAAGAAAUUUGGUCAUUUAGAAGCUGGCAAGAGUGAUGUAGAGCUACUCGCUGCUCAAUGCAAGAAAGAUGUUGAUGAGCAGAUCAAGAAAGUUGAGAUUGUCUUGAGUCGUUCUGGGAAGAAAUUAGAUUCCCUCAACACAGGCACUUUCCUCGCGGAGUUAACCGAAUUUAAAGAAGCUACUUCGGAAACAAGAAACCUUCGCAAAGAACUCGUCGCAAAGAGAAAAGAUGUGGAGGUAAAAAAACUGGCAGAUAAGAAUCUAGAGAAGGGAAAGCAAGACAUGGGAGUUGAUGAUUCAGAAACACCGGUUGAAAACGAGGCGAACAAAGUCAAUAUCCUGAACUAUAGCAACAAUUCAUCGAAAAUCAAUUCAAUGCUUCUUGACCUUGAAGAGAAAACGCGACUCGCAGAAAUGAGACUUAAAAAUGCAACAGAGAAACACGCCAUCUUAAACGAAAUUCCUGGCCUACGUUCCGCAAUAGAGGACUUCCUUCCCAUCUUGGAGAGGCGAAAGUCUAUGUAUAAAAUUGAAAGCUCUAUUCGGGAAGCAAAGAGAAUCCUCAGUUCUGGCUUAUUUCCGUCCAAUGGUCGUAAACAGUAUCUUUGGAACGAUACCAUUUGCAUCAAUAAAGGCGACGCAAAUGAGCAGAAUGAAUCACUUGCCAUGAUGGGACAAUGGUACAAUAAUGCAGAAUUUUGUUUAGUACAUCUCGAUACAUCAAGCUCAACAGAGUGGGUUAGUACUUGGCAUAGUAUCAAUAUGGAUUCUCCUGGUACAUGGGCUUGUGAUGCAAAUUUCACCAAAUUUGAAGACGUGAAGUCACCAAAAUGGUCGACUAGAGGAUGGACUUUGCAGGAAUUGGUCCUAAGUAAAAUGGCGUUCUAUGUAAACAAUCUUUGGGAGCCUUUGCCUAGAGUCGUAGAAGGUUUGGGACCGUAUUACUACCAUUGUUCUUAUCUUCAACAGCACAUACACGAAGAAGAUAUAAUCAAUGCGCCUAAAGAAGCAAAACUUUUCCUUUUUAACUUGGAAAAUCUGAAAUUACUCAUGGAUACCGGUGAGAAGAUUCCUUACUUUGAUUCAACAGAAGGCCUUGAAAAUUCAAGAAGACUCAUUGGUAUUCUUGGCUACCUCGGAAUUCAAUUUCCUGGAGAAAUGAACGACGACAAUUCAGGGGCCCAUAUUCGGGACAUAAUAUCACGGGCCGGAUAUGAUGUUGAAUCAAGAAUCAAUAUGGAAACACCCGCCGCUGAGACCCUUCGGAAAUUAUUUACAACUCUUGGGUUUGAUUUAAAUGACAAUUCAAUUAGAGCUCAAGUAAGGAUUUUGAUCAAACUCUUGAUCAGAGCCUUGGUCGAUGAUUGUGUCCCUGCUAUUGAAGCAGAUCGAAGUAAAGUCUCUGAAUUCACCAAAGUACCUCCUCCUGAGUGCUGCCGUGGACUUAGCAGACCAACCCUUCCAGCUCACGAUACUUUGUCAUUAGCAUCAUAUCGAGAAUGUACCGUUCCUAUUGAUAGAGUUUACUCACUCAUGGGAGUUCUCGGUGUAAAGUUUUCAGCUUUCCAUGCGGAAGGUCCAACCAAAGCCCUUUGUCGGCUACUUGACGAGGUCGUCAUUUCCACCAAUGAUGUUUCAAUCUUUAGUUGGGCAGGUAAAGAUCUUGGAAGCCCAAUUAGAGGACGAUCUUUAUAUCCAUCGAGUUUGACCGCCUUUAGUCCAGAGAAAACGGACAAUUAUUUCACUACGAGGAAUGGUGAAUUGGCGGCCGCAUACAAGGAAAAUAGAUAUAGAUUGCAAGAUACAGCAUCCAAGAUCACUUUACUAUUGAGUCAAACCAUUGACUUUAUCAAAAAAACAGCUCAUCGAGAUAUUCCAGUCGGGUUACUCCAAACUAUUCUCAGAUUUAUUGAGGAUACCAGCCUGAAAGAACUUAGGCCUCAAUUGAUCCACCUUGGGAAGCUAGUAGUAUACCUCGAGAAUACUCCAAGUUUCGAGAAGUACAAACCAAAAAUUGGCUAUAGAACUGAGAAAGAAAAAGCACAAAAAGCGCUUGUUCGUGAAGAAGAAAAACCAGCAACUCAAAAUAACAUCACCAUGGCUUCGAAGUUUGGAUUUAAAACACCUCAAAUACCUCAAAUACCACAGAUGCCACAAAUCUCCACACCGAAGCUCAAUAUAGGACUCAAGGGAUUUGGCAGAAAGACAAAGGAACUAGUAGCCCCUAUCAAGGAAAGUGUAGAUGCUCCACCAGUCCUUCACGUAAAGCCUGAACUUUUAGAGGUCGAUUAUCUAAUGGAAGAAGAACCAAAGAGUUUAAUCGAUGAGGUGAAUCAUUGGUUAUCCCAAGAUCAAGAUAUCAACAGCAUUCCGAAAGAAUUCCAACCACUCUUUGAUGAAAUCAAAGCUCCCAAAUUAAAUGGUCCACCGAUGGGAAAACGUCAGAAGCCACAGAUAACCAGAGAACUUCUAGGUUCUGGUAUGAUAUGUCCAAAUCCUAUCAUGCUUACAACAUCUGGUAUUGAAGGUGUCUUUGAUAUCCAAAGGGUCAUAAUCGAGAUGCAAAAUUCGGAACACCUUCGAUACCAAGUACAAAGCGCUGUGAACGAUAGUCAAAAGAUAAGUGGGCAUUGUACAAUCAGUACUGCACUGUCUAUGAUAAAAGUCAAUUUUACUUGUGAGGCAGGGGCCCUGAGAAAGCAACUAGACGUUUGUGAUGUGGUUCAGAGAGCUCUGUCUGAGCAAGAGGAAAAGAGAACAUUUGGUCCAACAAAUUCCAGACCAGCUGUUACCACAGGACAAGAAAGUGAUAGUUAUUACAAAAAGCUCACCUCGUUGUCCUCUGGUUUUAUGGGCAAAGUGCCUGAAACAGUCGGUUCCACAGGAGAAGAAAAUCAAAACGCCUCUACUCCAGAUCCAUCAGCUCAAGUCCAAACCUUAGGCGAGAAUUCGGAACAGCUUCAUGUGGUUCGUAUGUUGGAUUUCGUCCAAGAAAAUGAUAUUAACCUCAUUGUGGGUGAAUGGGUCCUUGCUAGGUUUACGGGCGUUGAAGGAGCAAAAUGGUUCCUAUGUCAAUUGGAACUGGGGUCAACUCACAGUUACUAUGGACGACGAAUCGCUACAGAUAAAAUUGACUUCGAGAAUGUGGUACCUGAACCUGGACUUGUUGAUCACUGGGAAAGCUAUAUGAGAAAUAAGAAAACCGAACUUUGUCGUAUUGUAAAUGUGUUAGUUCAAGGACGGGUAGCUCGACAGUAUGCAGACUCAGUUACCAGCUCGGAAAUCAAACCUGAAAUUGAUGAUGAUUCAGAUCAUGAGGGUUCAGAUAAUAAGGAAAAGCUCAAAGACUUUCUUUUUAGGAGAGGGACACUCAUUGGUGCCGGACUUGUACAAACGCUCACUGAUAUCUGGGGUGAGAGAUUGGAAGCAAUGUUGAAUGAUACUGUUCUUCAACAGGUUCCAAAAGGACUCAGAGCUGCCAUCAUGAAUUUGAACGAGAAUGAGGAUUUGUUACCGGCUAUGUUUCUGAGUGGUAUCCAGGUACAUAUGUUCUAG